Molecule: messenger RNA, 2958 nt
Organism: Dalotia coriaria
Lineage: Eukaryota; Metazoa; Arthropoda; Insecta; Coleoptera; Staphylinidae
Product: putative mediator of RNA polymerase II transcription subunit 26
Exons: 2
Coding region: 300-2453 (717 amino acids)
Source: RefSeq, a predicted model, not a curated record
UCUUCACUUCUUCGCGCGCCUUCAUCGAGAGCUGAUCUGGGUCUGAAGCGGUGCGAAGUAAACGCGUAACGCGUGCUGCAACAACUUUUGUUUAAAUUUAAAAAUAAAAAAAGUUGCGUUUACUGGAUGUGCGCAAAGAAAUAUUUUCACACUUCUUAUGUGAACGUUUAUGUAGUGAAUAUAAACAAUUAAAUAUUAAACGUGUUAGUGAAGAUUUAAAUAUUGAAACUUUGAAUUUGACAAUUUAAGAAGAAGAAAAGACAUCAAAAUUAAAGAAAGUUAAUGAAUAGUUUAUAACUAUGGAGCGAAACAUGAACGUGGUGUUUUUUGUCCUCGGAGCACUUUUAAUCACUACUCCUGCAACUGCGAAGAAUGAUAUUGAUAAUGACAUAUCAGAAUCAUUCGCCAGUACAACCGCAAACAGUCUGGACUCGAUAAAUCUUCGAAAAGCAUUAUUACGAGCCUUAACAGAGUUAGAAAACGAAGAAGUUCAGAAGGACGAUGAUGAUAUCUCGUCAAAAACGAUAUUUUUUUCCACCACAGCCAAAACUCCAGAACGUAUCAUAGAAAAAGCUUCUGCAUCAGCAAUUUCUUUCCUUGCGAAUGACAACAGUGAAGAACCAGUUAAAUCUACAACAGAAACAUCCAAAAAUGAAGAUUCUGAUCAACAAGAAGAAGAAAAAACUGAAAAACCAAUCGUAAUCAUUCAAAAAUCCGACGGAGUUCAACACAGACCAAUUAUCUCCGUUCUUAACGAGAAUAACGAAGAAACUAAUGAAGCAUUAAGUCUAAGUGCUUCGAGUUCAUUCCAUGAUGAGACAAACAAGAAUAAUUUCAUACGAAGCUCACCGAAACCCGUCAAUAACCUCAAUCUGAACGCAGUUACCGUAAAUGAUAAAUCAUUCACACCCGGAGUUAAAUCUGUGUCCAUUACACCGAAAUACGAAACAGGUUCGACCACAACGCCUAGACCGACUCCAACAACAGAAGAAAGUGAAGCUAAAGUUGAAGAUGUGCAAUUUUUUUCAGCACCGCUUGUCGCAGCUUUCACAGUGCAUCAGGACGAGCGUGGAUUGCCAAAUAAAGUCGAACCGAUUUUCAAACAAGCCGGACAGAGUGCUGUGAGUGUUUCUGAAGUUGCUGACAAGCAGAGACAAGAAGUAUUGAGGCAGGAAGAGAUCAAACGUGAAGAAUAUCGAAGACAACUUGAAGCAGAAGCAAAACAAAAAUCAUUGGAGUUUCAAUUGAAGACUUUGCAAGAACAACAAAAACAACAACAGGAAUAUCUUGUAAGACAACAAAGGAUUAUUCAAGAUCAACAGUUACAACAUCAGAGGUUAUUGGAGGAACAAGCGAGGUUAAAUCAGAACGAUCGGCCAUUUUUACCGAUUUUGAAUAGUGUUCAUAGCACUACUGAGAGGCCUGUCUUUUUUACUACGACGAGCAGUAAUAGUUUUAAUACCUUCCAGAAGGCUAGGGAGAUUAAUCCGACUAUAACUAAUUUUAAUGGAGGGGGAAAUAUUCAAUCUACACCUAAUCCUUUGAGUUUGAAUGGUGUUAGUAAUAGUUUACCACCAUCUCCUCCAAAAUUCUUCCAAGAGUUACCUUUGACUACACCAAGUCCUCUUUUUAACCAGAAUUUGAAUCAGAAUCAAAACCAACUUCGUUUUAAUAAUAAUUUUAAUAACCUUAAUAAUGUUAACUCUAACCUCAAUCAAAAUGGUAAUAAUUUCAAUGGAAACUUCAAAAACACUUUCAAUAACAAUUUUAAUAACUUAAAUGGUAAUACAAAUCAAAACUCUAAAUUUAAUAAGUUCCAGAAUACAGUUGUGUCUUUACAAUCGUCGUUAUCAUUGUCUCCAGGGGAUUUACAAUCUGGUAAACUCCCGUUAAACGCUCAAAUAUUACCUGUGAGGAAUGCGAUUGAUUUCCAUCAGUCUCCUAACCCUAAUCUCAACCUGAAUAAUAACUUUAACUUUAGGCAACCAACUCUACUCAACCAACAACAACAGUUUUUCCCUAAUUCAUUCCAAUCUUUCCCUAAUAAUAAUAAUAAUAACUUUAAUAAUGUACGACAAGGCACACGAGUCUUCCGUCAAGAAUCCAACACUGCCAAUUUUGGUUUUAAUAACAAUUUCAACCAAAACACAAAUCAAAACUUCAACAAUCAAGCGCAAAGUUUCAGUAUUCAGCAGUCACUUGAACCACCAUCGCGUUUCUUCCGCUCAAACAGUGAACAAUUCCAAACUGCGCCUGGUUUAGUCAACAAAAACGUUUACCAACCACAAAAUGUCAACCAACAAUUGAAUACCCUACUGUAUCAUUCUGGUAUCACAAGAAAUGUGAGGCAGAAUGAUGAUUUACACAUUGUUUCGAAGAUUUUGUCUUUUAAUUUGGGCAGAGAUAAUGUCUACGCAGGAUCAAGAGUUCACGAACAACGAGUUAAACAUUAAUUAUAUUAAAGAGGAAAGAAAGAAAAAAACCAUAUGAAAAUGAGUCAUAGUCAUAAAUAUUUAAACGUAGUGUUAGUCUAAAUCUAAAAUCAUGAAUAAAAUCAUGUGAAAUCAUAGUUUUUACAUUUCAAACCGAAUGGAAUCAAUUUCAGUGCCACAAAUGUACUUCCUGAACUCUUGCGCCUAUUUAUUCAUUGUUUCUGCCUGUAUCUUACGAAAAUUACUUAUGUAAUGCAAGUACAAUCAUAGUGUUAGUUAUUUUUAUACUUAACCUUAAAAAUAUGAUAGUUUUGAUGUAAUUUAAGGACUGAACAUCGCUAGAAAUUAUUUUUCGAGUUUUACACCUUUAUUUUGUAUUUACUUUAAUAAAAACAUGUAAAAUUACAUACGAAAUGAUUAUAUUUGUAUAAAAAAUAUAAAAAUACUACUUUUAUUCAUUUUUAUGUUAGUUUUAGGUAAUAAAAUGAAUAUUUAAGGCCUAGGAAUCAUCUGCAGGUAAUAAUCA